CCCGCCCAGGGCCGGGCUGGUCUCCGCGGUCUGGGUUUAGUUCCAGCCCCUCGCUGUUAGGUCGUCGCUCUGGGCCCUCGGGCUCGGUUCCCCCAGGGUGGUUCCUCCCUGUUGUCGGGCUCACCCGGUUGCGACCUUUGGGAGGCCCAGUGCAAUUUUCAGUGUCCUAGCAACGGGGGACAGGGCCGCCGUCGGAGGAAGUGGGCGCCGGCCUCGUCGCUGCGGCGCUGGCCGGAACCCCCGGCCGGCCCAGUCGACAGCUGAAACCCGGAGCUCGGAAGGAAGGCGGACAUGGCGGACGAGGCGUUGUUUUUGCUUCUCCAUAACGAGAUGGUGUCGGGAGUGUACAAGUCUGCGGAGCAGGGGGAGGUGGAAAAUGGGCGAUGUAUUACUAAGCUGGAAAACAUGGGGUUUCGAGUGGGACAAGGAUUGAUAGAAAGGUUUACAAAAGAUACUGCAAGGUUCAAGGAUGAGUUAGACAUCAUGAAGUUCAUUUGUAAAGAUUUUUGGACUACAGUAUUCAAGAAACAAAUCGACAAUCUAAGGACAAAUCAUCAGGGCAUCUAUGUACUUCAGGACAACAAAUUUCGUCUGCUUACUCAGAUGUCUGCGGGAAAACAGUAUUUAGAGCAUGCAUCUAAGUAUCUAGCAUUUACAUGUGGCUUAAUCAGAGGUGGUUUAUCAAACUUGGGAAUAAAAAGUAUUGUAACUGCUGAAGUGUCUUCAAUGCCUGCUUGUAAAUUUCAGGUGAUGAUACAGAAGCUAUAAACGUACUGAAAUGCAAGACUUCCACAGUGUAAAGACAUAAAUUAUUCAUGUGUAAAGCAUUUCAAGUAGUAACGAUUUAAUUACACUGUUGGAUGUUUGUACAGGAGUGAGGGUAUAUGUUAUCAAUUUAAUGCAGACCAACUUAAAGCAGAUAAAGGGUCAUUCUACCACGGGAUAAACUUUAAUGAAACUGUUCAAAAUGGAAGCUUGAUUUCAAAUAACUGGACACCAAAAUGUAUCUUAAAUAUGUUUUACUUACUUGGAGUGAUAGCCACAGCUGUAAUGUAGGGUCUGUUUUGGUGGCACAGAGAAAAACAGGCACCAGCCAGAAUCGUUGGUGUUUAGAGUGACUGACGCUGGGUAGAUAAAAUGUGAGUCUGUUUCAGUUACUUUUAAAAAGCAAAUAAUACACUAAAUUAAGUUUAACUUUUUAUUUUGUUGCUUAUAAUUUAUUUUUAUGACUGUGUAAGGACUUCAUGUAUACAUUGUGUGUAUGUGUGUGCAUGUAAAUAUAAAAAUACAAACAUGACCUUAAA
Messenger RNA from Chinchilla lanigera (long-tailed chinchilla), 1304 nucleotides. RefSeq names its product trafficking protein particle complex 6B (gene Trappc6b). The transcript is spliced from 6 exons. Gene Ontology annotation, biological process: regulation of GTPase activity; endoplasmic reticulum to Golgi vesicle-mediated transport. The coding region runs from base 292 to 768 and encodes 158 amino acids. Lineage: Eukaryota; Metazoa; Chordata; Mammalia; Rodentia; Chinchillidae. Gene Ontology annotation, cellular component: cis-Golgi network; TRAPP complex; trans-Golgi network. The record is from RefSeq and is a predicted model, not a curated record.